AUGCUGGGCCAGGCUCCCCCACCAGUUGCCACAACGGAGAGGCCAUGGGGCACAUGGGCUCAGGCAGCAUCUCUCCUUCGGGCUCAGAGGAUGACCAAAAGGGACAGAGGAAAGGCCGGCAGGCCAGGCCCGCCGGUGCGGACUGUGGCGCUACCCAGGGGCGAGCAGCGGGACCGGGGCAGCCGCGGCCACGGGCAGCCACCGCCGCGGGGCGACCUCCCGUGCUCGUUCCGGGGCCACCGAACACUCCCUCUCCCUCCACCGCCCACCCCCCCGCUGUCGGGCCCGCUGCCCGCCGGGCUGUCUCAGUGGUUCCCGGCGCUGGAGGUGCUGGACGUGAGUGGGACGGGGCUGACGGAAAUGGGCACGGAGCUGCUCUCCCUGCCGUGCCUCCACACGUUGCUGGCCAAGAACAACCGACUUGGCGGGCCCGGCUCUCUGCCCAAGGGGCUGGGGCAGGCGCCGCUCGCCCGCUCCCUCCGCGUCCUCAACCUCAGCGGGAACCGCUUCUCCGAGGUGCCGCCCGCUCUGCUGCAGCUCCGCGGGCUGCGCAGCCUCAGCCUCGGCGGCAACCGGCUCCAGGGCAUCCCGCCCGACAUCCAGGAGCUCCACAGUUUAGAGUUCCUGUACCUUGGAGGGAAUUUCAUUACGGCAAUUCCACCUGAAUUAGCAAAACUGCCUUCUCUGAGGUAUCUAGUUCUGUGUGACAACAAGAUCCAGAGCAUUCCACCUCAGCUGGCACAGCUGCAUUCCCUGCGUUCCCUUAGCCUGCACAACAAUCUGCUGACUUACCUUCCCCGAGAGAUCCUUAACCUGGUUCACCUUGAUGAGCUGAGCUUACGUGGGAACCCGCUGGUGGUGCGGUUUGUGCGUGACCUGACCUACAAUCCCCCGAGCCUUCAGGAACUGGCUGGACGCACGGUUAAAACUCGCAACAUUCCCUACACUCCCAGCGAUCUCCCAGAGGGUCUUGUCCGGUACCUGAGCUUGGCCAGCAACUGCCCCAAUCCUAAAUGCGGGGGUGUGUACUUUGACAGCUGCGUCAGACAGAUCAAGUUUGUUGACUUCUGUGGGAAGUAUCGGCUGCCGCUGAUGCACUACCUGUGCUCCCCAGAGUGCUCCUCUCCUUUCAGCUCUGCCUCCCAGAGCUCCACUUCCCAGAGCGAGUCUGACUCUGAGGAUGAGGCCAGCGUUGCUGCACACAGGAUGCAGAAAGUCCUUCUGGGAUAACAGAGAGCCAGAGGGGAAGACGGGAAGGGAGAUGGCAUUGAAAAGCAAUAAUGGAAUGGUGAAGCAUGAGCCACUGGCCUGAAGGGUUUCUGUGAAAUUGUACACAAGUCCAUGCAAGGACAGAACAUCUUAGCAAACCUGGACUUGCUUGGUGCGGUGCUGCUUAGGAGAUCUAACUGUAGGUUGCCUGGGGUUGUUAGAAAUGUCUUCUGGCUGGGAGGCACCCCCCUCCCUCAGACGGGCUGGGAAAGGGAUUUGUUCUCACUGGUGGAUUCAGAAGGAUUUUAAUAUAUGAAAGUUGACUGGACUUCAGUCAUCUGCAGAGCAAAGGAGACUGUCCACAUCCUUUAACAUUGUGGUAAAUUAGAAAUUAGAAAAUGAUGCCAUGUGAGUAUGUAUGGACCCCAGUGUUUCAUAAAGUUUGGUUCCUUUCUGUCUCCUUUGAUCUCAGUUGCAGAUUUUACACCCAUCCACUGAAAAUGAAAGUUGAAAUUUUUUUUAUUCAGGACUAGAUUUUUCCAGACUCUGGUUACCUUUCUUUUGCCUAGAGGUGUAGGGUUUCUAUACUGUUACACGUUAUAGCUAUCAUAGAACUGAGCCACCUUUUUUUUCUUCCUUGUUAUACUAAGCUGCUCUUAGUGUCUCCUUCUAACAAUAUUUGUUAUUUUUCCUCCUCCUUCCUCUUCCCAUUACACCUAAAGUGUUGCUGUCUUUAUGGUGCCUUCAGAAAAGAGACAAGUUGUUCUGUUGUAAUUGGUAUUACUUCAGACUUGUGGCCUGUGCAGGGGACCAGAUGUGAAGCUAUGUGUCAUACUUUUGAGUCUCAGCUUACUGAAUCAAAUCUACUUUUACAGCUGUGAAUUGCAGGAAUGGUCUCAAUUGACAUUUUUUUUUAUAAACAGCCAAAUUUCCCCACUGCAGUUUGCUCUGCUGUGCUUGGUGGAGUUACUUUCCAUCUUAAAGGUCACGUACCUAAGGUACAUAGCAGCUCAGUGAAAGAAAAGUACCCAGAGAAGUGCUGUGGAGAAUGUCUUUUUUCCUAAUUCGUAACAGGAGAGCUGGUAGGGAGGCAAAGGCAUGUUACCUGAGCUUCUUGCACAAGGUGCUUUGAAAUGUCUUCCUUAUUUAUUUGUUUGCAUUUGCUCUCGUGGCAAUAGCUUUGGCAGUCUGUUGAUGGUUCAAAUAACACGCUCAGUUAUCUUAAACUAUGUUUAAAGGAAAGCUGCAGAAAAUACCUCAGAAUUUUUAUGCAUCAAGAAAUACCUUAUAAAAUUAAUACUACAAAUUGACAGGUAUCUGUAAAUCUACUUUGUGAGGCUGCUGUGUGCUUCACUCAGUAAGAACUGCCUGUUUACUAGUAUUUCAUGGUAGACAGUCCUUUUGAUGCAGUUUGUGAUAGAGCAAAUCCAACUGUGCCUUUGAGUGCAUGAAUAGAGCAAAAUCAUCAUGUUAAGAAGUUGAAAUGAACAGGAAAAACUUUCUUAACCCACUUUGGACCUAUGGGGUAAUUUAAGAACCUGUGCUUCCUUCCUGCAUUCAGGUAACGCAUGUGCCUAUUUGAACAUCUUACGGCAGCUGUGUUAAUGGUCCUGUUUAAUUAUGUUUGACACUUUAUGUAUUAAAGCACUUCUAUAGUUCUGUUCUUUAUAACUAGCUUUAGUGAUUUUUUUUAUUAGACUACAGUUUUUGCUUUCAUGUAACCCGAAGAACAAGAUCUGUGAAACUUUUUAUGUUCCAGUCUGUCUCACAUGCAGGUUGAAUUUCCUGCCUUGUAUUUCCUUGACAGAACUCUUUAUUUCCCCCAUUUCCCUUGGAAAGAACUGGAAUUUAAAAGAAAUUACCAGAUAGUAAAAUAGUACCCUGUCCAUUAUUAAUCAUUGCAACUUAUUUUCCACACAUACAUGUGAUUCCCUGUGUGCAUUGAUCCACAAGGAAUUAAUUGCAUGUGCUCUAUGCCUUUCCAAGUAAUUUUUUAAAGUGUAUUUUUAAGACACAAUGAGUUGUAUGUGCCAAGCAACUGGAUGUCACUUUAGCAGAUUCUGUGAGGUCUGUUUGGGAAGAAGAAUCCACAGGUUUUGAGAGAAACCAAAUGCAUACUGUUAGUGAAGUUGCAGCCAGUGAGUGGCUUGUUUUGUUCAUCUCUUUCAGAUGCUUCUUGCUGUCCCAAGUGAAUAUAGUCACAGCAAUGCUGUAUGACAGUAAGAUGAUUCCAGAGCCACAAUUUUAACUUGCCUGCUGGUAUAACCAUAGCAAUCAACUGAGUGAUCUAGAGCUUGACACUCCUGCCAGCAAAAGUGAGCCACACAAGUUGAGAUCUCAAGAUCUUUUGAGCUCAGAGCCAUAAGGUACCACUUUCCUUUCUUGUCUUUAGCAGCAGCUGCCUUGAAGUCAUGCAUUUUUUCACUUCACAAAGCUAGAUUUCAUCAGAGUUCCUGUUUGCACAGUAGCACCUCUGUGUGUGAUGAGUUCAGACCAGUGGUGCUGUUCUAAUUUAGCUCGAUCCUUAACUGCAGUUUCUUUCCUAACAGGCGUCUCACUUCUGCCCAAAUAUUAUAUGGUCUAUUAGGGUAAAUUUUUUUUCACAGAUUCUUCACUGUAGCCAGGUCAAAACUUGAC
Molecule: messenger RNA, 3846 nt
Organism: Ficedula albicollis (Collared flycatcher)
Lineage: Eukaryota; Metazoa; Chordata; Aves; Passeriformes; Muscicapidae
Gene: LRRC58
Product: leucine rich repeat containing 58
Exons: 6
Coding region: 1-1230 (409 amino acids)
Molecular function (GO): protein binding
Source: RefSeq, a predicted model, not a curated record